CAUCGGGUUAACGUUACACCUUGAGUUACCUGCAAACCUCAAAUCCUGCUUUGUAGUAACUUACAGGCCCCCACCUUUAAAGUCUACAUUAGUUCGGCGGUUUAAGGCCACUGUACAUUACCACAGACUGUAACUUCUGUGCACGUCCUGUUGACGUUAUCUGAAAUAUUCAUCACAAAGUAACUUAAGUGAAACUAGUCAAACUGUCAGUUGCAAAGUUUUACCAAAAAUUAUGAAUUGUGUUUACCUCGUUGGAUUAAUGGCAGGGGACUAUUUACAAACUAACUUUAUGACUCCCUGUAGUCUGCCAGUUUGGAGUUUUCUCCAGUUAAAUUAGCUGGGUGGUCCACGCCCUUCGACGUGACGUUUUCAACUGAAAGCUAGCGGCUAACGUUAAUUAGCUAGUGUAGGCCAGCUGAGGGGUUGUCUAAAAACCACGCUGAUACGUUAAAGUUAACUAAAUUGUGGGUGGAAAGGGAAAGAGAGACACUCCUUUGCAUGUUCUCAAAAUCACAUCGCUAAUGUUGAUCCUUGUUACACCAGAUAGCUUGUUGCUAGCAUAACCAAGAACUGUUUAUGAAUGCGAUCAACAAACUUACAGUUCCUGAUGUCAGAGAUGAACACGGCCAGGCCACGCAUCCCAUCCCCUUUAGAGACUGCAGGCAUUUUGUUCACGCCUUGUUAAUGUGACGGUUUCUCUUCUGUAUUCAAAAUAUAGCGUAACUAUAUAGGGUUACUUAGUUUCAAAGUUUGCUAACAAGCAAGCGUGUAUGGUACAGGGAGCCCCGAUAUGUGACGGGGACAGGAACAGACAAGCUGCGGCUGCGUUCAAUACAUCCAGAGCUACACUACAACCUAAAGGAGGGCUGCGUUCCAAACAUAGACAGCCAUGUAUGCCAAAAAGUCAGACGAACAGGGACCACGCAAAAGACGUUCUUUUGAGUCUGAGGAGAAGCAGCUCAACAAUGAAGUUACCUUCAGUAAAAUUGAUGAAAGCCCGGACAACAAGAGCAGCUCCCCUGGAAAGCCCACCAGCUCUGAGAAAGGCAUUGCAACUAUCAUAUUCUCAGUGAAAGAUGAAGUCGGUGGUCUUGUCAAGGCCCUUAAGCUUUUCCAGGAAAAACAUGUCAACCUCAUUCAUAUCGAGUCCCGCAAGUCCAAACGAAGGAAUUCAGACUUUGAGAUCUUUGUGGAUUGUGACACUGACCAUAAACAACUUAAGGAGCUGACUCAGCUGCUAAGGAAGCAUACUGAUAUUGUUGAGAUGACCCCACUUGACAACUCCACUCUCCCUGAUGAUGAUAUGGCUGAUGUGCCCUGGUUCCCUAAGAAGGUCUCUGAUUUGGAUCUGUGUGCGAACAGGGUUUUGAUGUAUGGCUCUGAAUUAGAUGCUGAUCAUCCGGGAUUUAAAGACAACAUAUAUCGUAAAAGAAGAAAAUAUUUUGCUGAUUUGGCUAUGAGCUACAAACAGGGCGAUCCUAUAUUUCGGAUAGACUUCACAGCAGAGGAGGUGCAUACCUGGGGUGUGGUGUUCAGGGAGCUCAACAAGCUGUACCUCAGCCAUGCCUGCAAGGAGCAUCUGAAGAACCUCCCUCUGCUCACCAAAUACUGUAACUACAGCGAAGACAACAUCCCCCAGCUGGAGGAUGUCUCACACUUCCUCAACGAGCGCUCAGGCUUCAUCAUUCGACCAGUGGCAGGGUACCUCUCCCCCAGAGACUUUCUAGCAGGCCUGGCCUUCAGAGUAUUCCACUGCACUCAGUAUGUCCGCCACAGUUCUGAGCCUUUGUAUACACCUGAACCAGACACAUGUCAUGAGCUGCUGGGUCAUGUUCCUCUGCUUGCUGAGCCCAGCUUCGCCCAGUUCUCUCAAGAGAUUGGUUUAGCAUCGCUGGGAGCUUCAGAUGACGACAUUCAGAAACUGGCCACAUGUUAUUUCUUCACAGUGGAGUUUGGUCUAUGUAAGCAGGAUGGCAGGCUAAGGGCCUAUGGAGCUGGACUCCUCUCCUCCAUCAGUGAACUCAAGCAUGCUUUGUCUGGCAAGGCCCAUAUCCUUCCAUUUGACCCCAUGGUGACCUGUAAUCAGGAGUGCAAAAUAACUACGUUCCAAGAAGUUUACUUUGUCUCACAGAGUUUUGAGGAAGCCAAGAACAAAAUGAGGGAGUUUGCCAAGACCAUUCGGCGUCCGUUCACAGUACGGUACAACCCCUACACGCGGAGUGUGGACAUCCUGAAGGACACCAGCAGCAUCAAUAGCAUGGUGAAAGACAUUCGUCAUGAGCUGGACAUUGUAGAAGACGCCCUGAACCGACUCAAACACCCAAGAGUCUGAGUUGUCAUGUUGGUCAGAAAUCAUCUGAAAGUUCCAAUAAAGCCAACUUGGAGCUUAAUACAGAAGUACCUGAAAAGCGAAUUAGCCUCAAAUCAGUCAACGUAUGUAAUUCAACUUGAUUUAACCUGAUGGGUUUGAUGGACAGAGUGCUACGUCAACGCAAAUUACUGUGUUUUCACCCUUGCACCAACUCUGCAGUCACACAACUGCCUUGAGGCUGGAUCAUGUAAUGAUGGAUCCUGGUAUUUCAUGUUUCUGCUGGCUGCUGCUUAUUUGUUCGUACCUUUCCUCUGUUAAUGGAGCACUUUAAGUUGUUGUUGACAGCUUGCAUACCUGAACAGCAAUGGAUUAUAAUACCUUAAGUAGAAAAAAAGAUUUACUUGCUUUUUUUAAAAAUGUGCUUAUGACUUUUUAAUUGUACUAUACUAAGUGCAUACUAACUGUGUUAUUUUGGAACAAAUCCAAUCUUUGAGAAAGCCUGACAAAGCGUCGGUAUCAGACGCCCUGGGAUGAGACAGGUCUGGAAGCACGGUGCACUAAAUUUUAAUCUGUAGCUUAAAUAUUCAAUAACAUCCGGCUGCGGCCUGUAGCAGGAUGAGUAGAUUGGCUGUAAUGAUUGGCGCUGGCCGCGCCACUUUUCCGUAUGGUCUGUUCUGCACAAGCUCAUAUUAUUGCCAACCAAUUUGUACUACCGUAUGUGUGAACAUUGUAGAAGUGUUCAGAUCCUUUACUUCCAUGAAAGUAAUAACAACACACUGAAAAUACACCACUACAAGUAAGUCCUGCAUUCAAAAGCAUUAGAAUAAUUAUCAGUAAAAUACAGUGACAGUUGUUAAAGUGAUAAUAUUUACUGUACAGUACAAUUGUCCCUGUCAGUGUUUUACUAUUAUAAUACAUUAAUAUAACUGCUGCAUUAAUGUGUGUGUCGCAAUUUUUAAGAGGUUUGAAAUUUGAAAUACUUUACAGCAGCAUCUGAUAUGAGAUCAUUAUGUGUUUGUCUGUAGAGUGAGAACAAAGUGAGAAAAGGGACACUUCAUCUCACUAUUUAGGACAUGGAAAGUAGAGAAGAAUAAAAAUAACUAAACUAAAGCUGUCAGACAAAUGCAGUGGAGUAAAAAGUACAAUAUUUGCCUUUCACAUGUAGUAGAGUAAAAGUAUUAAGUAGCAUAAAAUGGAAAGUACAAGUGUUUCAAUUUGUACUUGAGUAAAUGUAUUUAGUCAGACAAGGUGUCCCGAUAAAUGUUUAAUAAUGCUGCUCUGCCUGACAGUUUUUAUUGUGUAUGUAUGCAUAUUAUAACACAUUGUAUUGUUUUGUUGGUUGUCUCAUAUCAGGUUAUUUUGUUGGAUAUAAAAUGUGUUGAGACUCACCUAAUGCAACUAAUCAAGUUUGACUGGACACUUGACUUGAGAGUGAACUUGCACCUAGAUGCUUAACUCGGACUCUGCAACAAAGCCUGAUCUACUUUGGUACAUGCCUCUAGCACUGCCACUGAACCUCCUGACUUUGGCUAGAACUGCUGCUGACCACUGUCUUUUAGGCCUCUGGAAGUUGAGCUCCCUCUUUCGUACCGGCACAAGCUGCCGGUACCAGGGGCGGACUGGGACAAAAAUUCAGCCCUGGCACUGUAGCCACACCAGUCCACAUUACCACACAUCCCCACUCACAAACACACAUUUACUACUUAGGCUACAUUUGUGUAUAGAUGGUGAAAUAAUAUAAACAGUAGGCCUGCCGUAUGUAACCAAUUUGUAACAUUUAAUGUAUGCGACCGGCACACAAUGCUCAAUACUUUUACACAUGUUUAUAACAAAUUUACACAGUUAAAACAAUGGCUGUCCAUCUGAGUAUGUUGUAGAGUCUGUGUGCUCUCUGUCUGUCUGCUGUUACUGUCUUUCUCUAUUGUAGAGUUAUUUACAAACCGAAACAUUUGUGUGUCACUGUUUCCUUCCUACCUCUACCACCCUCCUCCCUGUCUCUGCUAGGUCUACAGUAGCAUCCUUCCUCACAGCACUGGUACUAGAAGAGCAGGCUGGACUCUGGCUGUACUGAUUCCAGCAGCAUCCUAGUUCUUGAACUCAGUAUAGGAUGUGAACAUUGUAGGAAAAUGUUUUCUCACACACUGAUCUCAACACUGGAAUACACAUGAAUAAA
Molecule: messenger RNA, 4484 nt
Organism: Micropterus dolomieu (smallmouth bass)
Lineage: Eukaryota; Metazoa; Chordata; Actinopteri; Centrarchiformes; Centrarchidae
Product: tryptophan 5-hydroxylase 1-like
Exons: 12
Coding region: 890-2332 (480 amino acids)
Biological process (GO): aromatic amino acid metabolic process; serotonin biosynthetic process
Cellular component (GO): neuron projection
Molecular function (GO): iron ion binding; tryptophan 5-monooxygenase activity
Source: RefSeq, a predicted model, not a curated record